Molecule: messenger RNA, 1905 nt
Organism: Acanthamoeba castellanii str. Neff
Lineage: Eukaryota; Discosea; Longamoebia; Acanthamoebidae
Exons: 2
Coding region: 1-1905 (634 amino acids)
Molecular function (GO): protein binding
Source: RefSeq, a predicted model, not a curated record
AUGAGCACUCUUCGCAAGUGGAGGAGCAGGCCGGCCGCGGGCAAGUCGCCCUCCGACUCGGCCGAGCCGCAGCCCAAGGACUGGGGCACCAAGGAGGUCGCCCGGUUCCUCGAGCAGCAGGGCCUCAACGCCUACGCCCCGGCCGCCAAGAAGUCCAAGCUCAAGGGCACCCACCUCCUCAACGCCGCCUCCACGCCCUUCUUCAUGUCGUCCCACAUCUCCCCGCCCACGACACCUUCUUCUUCUUCAUCAUCACCAUCAUCAUCGACCCAGCCCUACGCUGCCGCCGGCGAGUCGAAGCCGGGCGGCCCGCCGCAGCUGCGGGUGUCGACGUCGUCGCCCAACUUCGGCACCCUGGCCCGGUCCAAGAGCUUCAUCUUCGGCCCGGCCGGGCCGCGGCGCAACGCCAACCCGGCCGGCCCCGGCGGUGGCUGUGAGUCGGAGGCCGCCCUGCGCCGGCUGUGCGACCAGCUGGGCGUCCUGUCGGUGGUCGACAAGCGGCGGCUGUGGCUCGCGCUGCUGAUGCUCCAGCGCCAGCAGGACGAGCUCCAAACCCAGGCCCAGGCCGCCAAGCACUACAACAACGGCGGCGGCCGGGCAAAGGCGGCGGCUCAGCCGGUGGUGGGCCUGCCCUGCGCGAUCAAGCAGUUCGCGGCGUCGGAGAAGUGCAUCGCCUUGCGCAGGGACGGACUGGCCACGCGCCUGCGCUCGAACUCGGCCACGCCGCCCCAGCCCGCACCCGAGGUGUUCGGCGGCGACAGCGGUGGAGAUGCCAAGGCAGCGCCGGCGGUGGUGGCGGUCGAUGACCCCGUGGCCGGGGAGGAGGCCGGGCGCAAGAGAUCGUCGUCGUUCUCGUCGGUGCCGCUGAUCACCAACUCGGACGACUUCCUCGCGGUCGCGCCGACGCAGCCCGCCCAGGCCCCGGCCCAGCCCGCCGCAGUCGCCGAGGCCGCUCCCCAGUCGCCGGUGCGCUCGCCGGGGCUCGAUCAGGCGCAAGGUCAGCCGCGAGCAGGCCAGCGCCGCUGGCCUCCCGGACGACCUCGUCGCGCCCUGUCGACAUCGGGCAGCUCGUCGCCCACCCGUAAGAACCGGUCUUCAAUCGGACCGGUCGCCACCAUCCGCAAGUGGAUCACCCCGGCGGCCGCCGCCCAGGCCGCGCCCAGCGUCACCGUGGCCCAGACCGACUCGCCUUCGUGUUCUCUUUCGUCGUCUUCGUCAUCGUCUUCGCUUUCGUCGUCGUCUUCGUCAUCGUCGGAGGAGGGCUCCAGGGUCCCGCUGCCGGCUAUUCCGUUGGCCACGUCGUCGCGGGCGGUCAGGACCGCGGCCGCCUCUUCGCAGCGCUCGCCGGCCAAGCCGCAACAGGCGCGGCGCAAUCCUACCCUGACCUACGCCGAGCGACACGGCGUGGUGGUCGUCAAGUGCUGCCUGCAGCUGUCAGCCCUGACCGUCAUCGACACCUGCUCGAUGUCCAUCGUGCCCACCCGCCGCGUCUCGAGCGACAGCGACAGCGACGAGUACGCCAGGUGGUCAUCGUCGGGCGACGAGCUGCCCGACGUGGAAGAGCGCCAGCUGCGGCGGAAGAAGGCCGAGUCGACCUACCACGACGACAUCUCGCUGCUGCGGCUCGACGCCCGGCGGCCGCUGCUCUACGCCGACCUGAUGGCCGAGGUCCACCGGCUCCACGGGCCGCUCCUGCUGGCCAUCCUGAUGCAGGAGGGCGCCAAGGGCGUGGUGCGGAUCAGCUACCGGGACGUCGAGGGCGACCUGGUCGGAAUCCAGAGCGACGACGCCCUGCGCUACGCCUACGAGGACUGGCGCAAGCAGGCCCGCCGACGGCCCCGCAAGCACACCUUAAUGCGGCUCCUCGUCGAGGUCGAGUCCACCUCGCCCCGGUGUAACAAGUAA